AUGGGCCCCUGUACCGCCUCCUCAUGCUGCUGCCAGGCCCGUAAUCUGCCAUGGGCCCCUGUACCGCCUCCUCUUGCUGCUGCCAGGCCCGUAAUCUGUCAUGGGCCCCUGUACCGCCUCCUCAUGCUGCUGCCAGGUCCAGAGUGUGUCAUGGGUCCCUGUACGGCCUCCCAUUGCUGCUGUCUCCAUCGCCACACUCUGCCAUGUGCCACUUUCAGGUCUCCUCACACUGCUGGUGGUUUCCAUUUUUGUCAUAGGGUGCUGUAUGGCCUCCCAUUGCUGCUGCCAUCCACCGCCACACUGUGGCUCCACACUCUGGUUUUGGCCCCGUGACUGCCCAAAUGAGUGAAGUGUGCGGUGAUUCUAAGAUCGACGGCACUCAUCUGCAUGUCAUACUGACUGACAGUAUUAUUUCUCUUCCCCAGCAGACUCCAAGGGCAUUUAAAUUAAAGGUACAGUGUUCUGCACUAAUAUAA
Molecule: messenger RNA, 476 nt
Organism: Staurois parvus
Lineage: Eukaryota; Metazoa; Chordata; Amphibia; Anura; Ranidae
Source: the annotation of a GenBank genome assembly